CGAAGCGAACGAGCGGAGCUUAGAGAGAAGAAUUUUUCACUUCAGUCAGUCGGUAUUUAGUUGUCAUUUAGUCAAGAUUGUAGUUCCGUGUGCUGUGUAUGAAAAAAAAUAUUCGUGAUACUUUUUUUGUGUUAAGAAAAGAAAAGAAAUUAUUCCCAAAGUCAUGGAUUGUGUGAGUGUUCAGUCAACGUAUGAUUUGAAGCAGUAUUCCUCAGUUCCUGCAUAUGGGCUAAAGCUGAGCUUUGGUCAUGUUUUCCCGGAGAAGAGGCACCAGAACAUCCGCCCUUCGCUGCGGCAAACAAUCCCACUGUUGCCCCUCUUUUACAGAUAUUUAUCGUACUACUGGAAAGUAAAUCGUGAAGGUCGCCAAUGUUUAAUGGACUAUUACGACAUGCAGCAUUCAAAAUGCAUUUACGGCACCCCAAUUGGUGGUAUUGGAUCCGGAGCCAUUGGCCGUGGCUUUGCCGGGGAAUUUUGUCGUUUCAGCUUAAAACCCGGCCUCUAUGAAUACAACACUGUAGUUGCAGACCAAUUUAUCGUGACAAUCCGCGAUGAGAAUGACCAAACAAUCUUUCAGAGUCUUCUCUCGACCUACGCUCGACCAAAAAAUCCAUUGAGUGCGUGGGAGAGUAAUUUGGACCCAAGCAAAUGCCACUAUAUAGCCCUCUAUCCGCGAUCAUGGAGUGAAAUUGAUCUGACGCAGUAUGGCAUAAAGCUCAUUGGACGUCAAGUUUCACCAAUUAUUCCCCACGACUACCGGGAUACCUCCCUACCGUGUGCAGUGUUUGUGUGGACUGCUGAAAAUGUCUGUGAUAAGGAUAGAAAGGUUUCCAUUACGUUCACCUUUAAGAAUGGUACUGGAUCGAAGAAACAAGAUGCUGAAGGCAACCCAACAACAUUCCCCUUUGGCGAAGGAAAUGCCAAGGGUGUAGCUAUAAAACAGAAGAUUGCCGGCAUGGAGUGUACGUACAAUUUAGCCUGCAAAGUCUCUGGCGACACAACAAUUACGCGUUGUCAUAAAUUCGAUCCAAAUGGCAAUGGUGAGAAGUUGUGGAUGGAUUUAAAGGAAACCGGAAAGCUUUCGGAUAAAGCUGUUGAUGAGAACCUCAAAGGGAAGGAUGUGGGUGUGGCUAUAAGUGGGGAGAUUGCCCUAAAAGCCGAAGCAACGGGUGAGGUGGAAUUUUGUCUAGCAUGGGAUAUGCCAAUUGUUAAUUUUGGCAAAAAACUCAAACAAUACUCACGCUACUACACAAAACACUUUGGGAAUUCGGGUGAGGGUGGACCACGUAUUGCUGACUACGCCCUAAUGAACUAUCACAAAUGGGAGCAGCAGAUAGAUUUGUGGCAGAGGCCAAUUUUGGAAGAUCCAGAUCUCCCUGAUUGGUACAAGAGUGCAAUAUUCAAUGAGCUAUAUUUUAUCUCUGACGGCGGAACCUGCUGGUUUACCAUUGAUCCCAAUGAUGAUUUAUCCUUUGACGAUCCUCGCAUUGCCUACGGCCGAUUUGCCUAUCUCGAGGGCCACGAGUAUCGCAUGUACAACACAUACGAUGUUCACUUCUAUGCCUCUCAUGCCAUUGCUAAUCUCUGGCCUAAUCUACAAGUUAGUCUUCAGUAUGAUUUCCGUGAUUCCAUCUUUUCGGAAGUUUCUGAACCCCGUAAAUGUCUCUACGAUGGGAAAGUCAGCGCACGGAAGGCCAAGGACAGUGUACCUCAUGAUUUGGGUGAUCCAUGGGAGGAACCCUACAUCCUCCCAAAUUCCUACCCAAUUCACGAUGUAGCCGAAUGGAAGGAUCUCAAUACGAAGUUUGUCCUUCAAGUCUACCGGGACUACUACGUACUGAGUCAACUGGCACAGGCUAAUGCCGAGAAUGCCAGCAAAUUCAGCUCAAUUGAGUUCAUUGACAAGGAGAGCUUGUUUGAAAUGUACGCACACGACAAUAGGAAUCGCCUGUCGCCGGACGAUAAGGCGAACCGGAAGUCAGCAUCGAUGUACAUCAAUGAGACAAAUGGGAAAGUCUACCUCAUGGAUGCCCUUGUUUACCUCAAAGCCAUGUACCCAGCAUGCAAGGCUGUCAUGGCAAAGAGUCUCGAAUGGGAUCACGAUGGUGAUGGGCUCAUUGAGAAUAGCAAAUUUCCCGAUCAAACGUACGAUUCGUGGGUAAUGGAUGGACCAAGCUCAUACUGUGGAAGUUUGUGGCUAGCAAGCCUCCACUGCAUGGCAAUUAUGGCCAAUAAAAUGGACCAACCGGAUGAAUGUGUAAAAUACUCAGAUAUCCUUGAGAAGGGUAAACGUUCCUUUGAGGAGAAACUCUGGAAUGGAACAUUCUACAAAUUCGACACAGCCCCAGGGAAUAAGGACACAAUUAUGUCAGAUCAACUCUGUGGGCAUUGGUAUUUGAAAUCUUGCGGGUUUGACUACGAACUCUUCCCCAAGGAGAAUGUCCGGUCAGCCCUUAAAGUGAUCUUUGAGAAUAAUGUCAAGCGCUUCUGUAAUGGCACCCUUGGGGCUGUUAAUGGGUACAUACAGGCAGCACAACCGGACAAAGGACAUCCCGAUUGGACGACAAUUCAGAGUGAAGAAGCCUGGACGGGGGUAACGUACGGCUUGGCUUCCCUCAUGAUUCACGAAGGGAUGUUUGAGGAAGCCUUCGCAACAGCUGGGGGCUUGUACAAAACCCUCUCAGAGCGCCUGGGAAUGAGCUUUGACACCCCCGAGGCACUCUAUGCUGAACGCUACUACAGGGCUAUUGGGUACAUGCGUCCCCUUAGCAUUUGGGCCAUGCAAACUGCAUGGGAGCGUAGGAAACAAAUCAGAGAUUAAGAAGCAAAAUUCGCUCAAACAUUUACCGAACUUCUUUUUAAGAAUUCUUUUUUCACAAAACUUUCUUCUAAUUAGCCAAUUUUUCAAGAGUCUUGCCUGGCCUAGCCUGGAAGUGUGCAAAUUGGUAAAAACAAAAGCUGUGGCAUUUUCCGGAGGAGGAAAACAAAAAUCCCCUUUUCUAGCUUUAAAUGGUCAUGUAAUGAACGUAUUUAAGCACUUAUAUAUGGAAGUUAUUUAGUGAGAAAUAUUUAGCGAACACAUUGUAUGUGAUUGUGCUUGUAAAACCUCUUGUAAAGGAUUGUUGUGAAGUAAAAUAUGUUCAAAAAAAAAA
This is a messenger RNA of Lutzomyia longipalpis, 3152 nucleotides long. Its product is annotated as non-lysosomal glucosylceramidase. NCBI's taxonomy places the organism in Eukaryota, Metazoa, Arthropoda, Insecta, Diptera, Psychodidae. Gene Ontology annotation, cellular component: membrane. Gene Ontology annotation, biological process: carbohydrate metabolic process; glucosylceramide catabolic process. The coding region runs from base 164 to 2821 and encodes 885 amino acids. The record is from RefSeq and is a predicted model, not a curated record. Gene Ontology annotation, molecular function: glucosylceramidase activity; beta-glucosidase activity. The transcript has 7 exons.